AUGGCCGCCGCCUCGUCGUCAUCUGCCGCCAUGCUCAGCUCCGCUGCGGAGGGCUGCUCUCGCAGAGCCUCGCUCGUCGCCAACCUCCGCGUGCAUCCCACGCGCAGCUAUUCCGCAUUUCUGAGAACUAGUUGUGCUGUCGGUGCUCACGCUCGUGCCUCCGGUUCUCUGUGUUCUUCAUCUUCCGUUAAUGCAGCAAUGGCCAUCGAGGCUUCUGCAAAGGUUAUCGACGGAAAAUCAGUUGCCAAGAAAAUAAGGGAGGAAAUAGCUACCGAAAUAUCAAGAAUGAAGGAGUGUACUGGGUUUGUUCCUGGCCUGGCUGUUAUUCUUGUUGGAGAAAGGAAAGACUCUGCAACUUACGUACGCAACAAGAAGAAAGCUUGCGAAUCUGUUGGGAUUAAGUCAUUCGAAGUGCACUUGCCUGAAGACUGUUCAGAACAAGAAGUGCUCGAGUAUAUCACAGGCUUCAAUGGAGAUCCUUCAGUUAAUGGUAUCCUUGUGCAGUUGCCUCUUCCUUCUCAUAUGAAUGAGCAGAACAUUUUAAAUGCUGUUUGUAUCGAGAAAGAUGUCGAUGGAUUCAACCCUCUGAAUAUUGGUCGUCUGGCCAUGAGAGAUAGAGAACCACUAUUUGUUCCAUGCACGCCCAAAGGAUGCAUAGAGUUAUUGCACAGAUAUAAUGUCCCUAUCAAGGGAAAAAGAGCUGUUGUUAUCGGGAGGAGCAAUAUUGUCGGAAUGCCUGCUGCCCUGCUCUUGCAAAAGGAGGAUGCAACUGUUAGUAUUGUCCAUUCAAGAACAAAAAAUCCAGAGGAGAUCACUAGAGAAGCCGAUAUUGUGAUCUCUGCUGUGGGCCAGCCGAAUAUGGUGAGAGGCAGUUGGAUCAAGCCUGGCUCUUUCGUCAUUGAUGUUGGAAUUAAUCCAAUUGAGGAUGCAUCAAACCCCAGAGGAUAUCGUCUUGUAGGGGAUGUUUGUUACGAGGAGGCUAGCAAGAUUGCUUCGGCCAUCACACCUGUGCCUGGUGGUGUGGGCCCCAUGACCAUUGCAAUGCUACUCUCCAACACUCUUGCCGCCACAAAACGAGCCAACAAUUUCUAUUAA
This is a messenger RNA of Striga hermonthica, 1095 nucleotides long. The record is from the annotation of a GenBank genome assembly. NCBI's taxonomy places the organism in Eukaryota, Viridiplantae, Streptophyta, Magnoliopsida, Lamiales, Orobanchaceae.